AUGGAGGACGACGCCGGCGAGGGCUUCGGUGGCGUGCCGGAUCAGUUUCACCGCAGCGAGGCCAUCUCCGCCGUCCAGGACGAGGACGCCUAUCUUGGAGAGGAGGACGAGGACUACGACGACCUCUACAACGACGUCAAUGUGGGGGAGAACUUCCUCCAGACGCUCCGCAGGGGCGAUGACGCGGGUUUCCCCCGGGAGGCGGAGGUGGAGAAGAAGCCGGAGACAUUGCUGCCACCGCCGCCGCCCCCACCGUUGCCGUUGCCUCAGAGGCCUCCUUCUCUGCCGGUGAUGCAGCAGCCUCCGCUCUUGCCGCCCCCUCCCCCGCUGCAGCAGCAGCCGCCUUCGGUUUUCCCCGAGCGGCCGACGUUGAUCCCUGGCAUCGGCGGGGAUCCUUCGGGUGAGAGAGGCAUCGAUGGAUCGAGGGGGUUUCCUGAGGUGGGAUUCCAAGGGCCCAACGAGCCGGCAGCGGUGAGGGCUCCGGCUUCCGGGUUUGUUGGUCCUCGUCCCGAGGUGGGCCAGCCUUCUGUACGCCCCCCUCCAGUGCCCGGGCAGUAUGGGGUACCAAACUUCCCUGGUGAUGGCUUUCAGAGGCAACAAGCUGCUGCAGCUGUUGGUAUUGGUGCCAGUCCUGCUGGUGCCGUUUCUGGUGGUGGUGCUGGAGGAAAUUAUGGUGUCAAUCUGAAUGGUGGAACCGGUGUAGUUGUCGCUGGCGGCGUUGGUGGGGCAUCAGGUGGAACCAUCCUGUUCGUAGGGGAUCUCCAUUGGUGGACUACCGAUGCGGAUCUUGAAUCGGAGCUCUGCAAGUAUGGGCAGGUGAAGGAGUUAAAGUUCUUUGAUGAGAGGGCAAGUGGUAAAUCUAAGGGCUACUGUCAGGUUGAGUUCUUCGACCCAAUGGCUGCAGCAGCUUGCAAGGAAGGGAUGAAUGGGCAUAUGUUUAAUGGCAGGGCUUGUGUCGUGGCCUUUGCGUCACCAAACACUGUUCGUCGGAUGGGAGAGGCGCAAGUGAGUAAGAGCCAGGCAAUGACACAGGCACAGACACCUCCAUCUCAGGGUAGGAGCAGAGGAGGCGGGGGAAUCGCUGCUGGAGGGAACCAUGGAAGGGGUGGUGGGGGUGGAACUGGUAGUGGUGGUUGGGGAAGGGGGGGAGGAGGAAUGGGAGGAAGGGGUCAGGUUGGUGGCAUGAGAAAUAGGAUGGGGGCGGCAGGAGGAAGGGGCAUAAUGGGAAACGGUGGACUUGUCACACCGCCUCCACCACCGGUACUGCAUCCUGGCGCAAUGCUGGGUCAGGGUUUCGAUCCUACUGGAGCUUAUGGAGCGGCAAUGGGGAGAAUGGCUGGUGCAUAUGCUGGUUUUCCAGGUGGGCCUGGGGGUCCUCCUUUUCCUGGCAUGCUUCCUUCCUUCCCUCCUGUAGUUGCUCCUCAUGUGAAUCCGGCUUUCUUUGGAAGGGGGAUGCCGACAGGUGGUGUAGGAAUGUGGUCAGAUCCCAAUGCGGCUGCAUGGGGAGGUGAAGAACAGUCAAGCUAUGGAGAGGAUGCAGUAUCAGACCAGCAGUAUGGAGAAGUUAGCCAUGGAAAAGAUAGAGUUUCAGAGAGGAGACAUCGAGAUGACAGGGAGAAAGAUGAAGGUGCUGGGAAUGAAUGGCCUGAAAGAAGGCACCAUGAUGAGAGGGAUGCUGGCCGAGAAAGAGAUAGAGACAGGGACAGGGAAAGAGACCGUGAAAGAGAGAGAGAAAGGGAAAGGGACAGAGACAGAGAUAGGCACCGAGAAGACAGAGACAGGCAUGGAGAUCAUCAUAGGCAUCGAGAUGAUGAGUGGGAGAGAAGUAGGUCAUCAAGGACUAGGAGCAGAUCUAGGGAGCAUGAUCAUUCAAAGAGGCGGCGUGUUUCUCCUCGGUGA
This is a messenger RNA of Spirodela intermedia, 1899 nucleotides long. The record is from the annotation of a GenBank genome assembly. NCBI's taxonomy places the organism in Eukaryota, Viridiplantae, Streptophyta, Magnoliopsida, Alismatales, Araceae.